Messenger RNA from Carcharodon carcharias (great white shark), 4151 nucleotides. RefSeq lists its product as uncharacterized. The record is from RefSeq and is a predicted model, not a curated record. Lineage: Eukaryota; Metazoa; Chordata; Chondrichthyes; Lamniformes; Lamnidae. Bases 170 to 685 code for a protein of 171 amino acids. The transcript is spliced from 2 exons.
GCAAAGUUCUGUGCAAUAACGUGAGAAAAGUUCAAAUUAAACUUAUUCUCUGAAUGGGGUUUAUAUAUUUAUUUUUAAAUCAUUGAACAGUUGGCGAUUAUUUUGGGGCUGCAAAUAACUUUUUAAUUUUUACAAAGUUUUUAAGGGGCUAAGGGAAGCGGCCUGGAGGAUGUGGCGGGUGUUGGUGCCUCUUCUGCUGGUAUUAGUGUCUAUCGUGAGCAGCCACAACGCCAGUCAAGGCUCCCCAGAUGAGCUCUUGCUCUGCCGGUCGUGUGGUUUUGAGGUGGCCGCCAGCCGGGAUCUCAAGUUCGUGGCCAGCGCCCUGGCUCUAGCUCAGCGGAACGACACGGUGAUCGGCGAGCUCAGGGUCCCGGUGCAGCUUUUCCAGAAUCCGCAGGGGCUUCGCUUCCAGGUGCUCACUUUCAAGAAAGCCGCAGUCCACAAGCACUGGCCGGCGGAUGAGCAGUUCUCCUGGUUCCCUGGGUACUCGUGGACAGUGGCAACGUGUCCCAGGUGCCACAGUCACUUAGGUUGGUCAUUUCAGCCCAACAUUUGGCCUCAACGUGUUCCAGAUAAAGAAUUUGAAGAAUCAGAAGAAACAUUUGUUGCACUGAUUCUAGACAGACUUCUUCAGGAGAAUUUUGCUGCAACACUUCUCAUGGUGCCAAAGUCCUACCGGAGUUGAAAUCAGUUUGUUGUACUCCUUCAUAAAGAAAUAAAUAUUUAUAUUAUAUCAUUAGCCAUAAUUUUAUGUUUAGGGAUAUGACUUAGAAUUAAGUAAAAUGUAUUUAUUAAUUAUCUCCCAUAGUAAUCCAGACAUCUAGGCCAAUAAUCCAAAGAUGAUUUCAAAUCCUAUUAGCAGUUUUGGGAAUUAAGUUGUGAAUUAAAUAAAUCUGGAAUAAAAGGCUAGUAUCUGUCAUCAUAAUGACAAUGAAACCAUCAAAUUGUCAUAAGCCAACUGGUUCACUACUGUCCUUUAGGGAAGGAAACCAUAUCCGGUCUGGCCUAUUAAGGACUUGAUCCACAGCAAGUUGGUUGAUUCUCAAUUGCCCCCUGAAAUGGCCUAGCAACCUCUGUUGUCAAAGCUACAAUGCAAAACUCAGUUAGACAGAUCAUAGAGUAUUAACAUAGGUGUCAGAUUCAUACAUGAUAAAAGCACAACCAAAAUACUUAUGAACAUCUGAGAACUUAUGCCAAGAUUGGGGGAGCUGUCCCACAGACUAGUCUGCAAAUAUGACUUGCUCGAAUGCCAGCCAACAACCUAAUCUCCUUCUCCCCCAACCCCCAAAACCAUCACCACCCUUGGGUAUGUCCUGACUUAUCAGCAGAAUAGACAGAGGUGGUGGUAGUGGUACACAGUUGGGAGGGACUACAGACCUCAUGAUGUCAGGUCAAACAUGGAAAAGGAAACCUCCUCCUGAAUAUCACCCUUCCUUCAGCUGAUGAAUCAGUAUUCCUUCGUGAACAUCACUUUAAGCACUGAUGUUAGCAAGGGCAUCAAAGUGCAAAUUGUGGCUUGGUAGCACCUCCACUGAUCAAGCUGGCUAUGCAGACAUAUCUACUAGACUGGGUCUGCAGCAGGUGUGAGAACCAAAGUGAGGGAAAAGCCUAUUUGACCUCAUCCUCACCAAUCUGUCACAGUUGUAUCAAUCCAGGGCAGUGUUGGUAGGAGUGACCACUGCUUGGUCCUUGGAGGCCCAAUGUGCUUGGCACUACUACCAUGCUAAAUGGGAUGAUUCAGAACAGAUUCAAUAGCUUGGCCUACAGUGCUUAAUGGAUGCAUAGUCAUCAACAGCAGUAGAAUUGUAUUCCAUCACAAUCCUGGCCCCAUAUAUCCCUCACUACAUCACUAGCAAACCAGGAGACCAAUCCUGAGAGGAUAGAAGAGCAGUGCCAUGUGUAGCCAAAUAUAACCCCCAGAAAGGGAAUUCAGCAAUGGUAUUGCCAGUGUAUGUCAAAGGGAGAGUUUUAGAUAGAUUGUUAUGGAUUGUCAUUACCUGGCACUUACACAGCAAAAAUGUUACUUGCCACUUUAGUCCAAGCCUGAAUAUCACACAGAAAAAUACAAAUAGCCGAUUCCUAAGUCAAUCUUAUGAACAGUUGGCUAUCCAAAAAUUAAAAAUGUUAAUACAACAUAAAAAGUUGAAUUAGUACACAAGAAAAUGUGCCAAGUAAAUUAUGUUUGGAAAUCUGAUGACCUUGGAAACUCCCUAAGCAAACCCAUUUGGAAGACUAACACAUCAAAACCUAGUUUGGGGAAGGAAAGGUGUAUCCAAGAUUGGGAGCAGUCUCUCAAGGUGGCUAUCCUAAAAAUCUAAUUACUCACCUAAUAGAAGCUCACCCAGAAGUAAUGUCACAAAGCUUGUCUUCUAGUAAACUAACAAUUCUUUGUAUUAUGAUGGGUAUUGGAGUAGAAAGACGUUUGUAUACACAAUCCUAAUAGCUACAUAAAUGGUUCCCAUAGCCUGGAACUCAUCAUUUGGAUGUUUAAUUGACAGAAAAUAGUGCUUACCACUUACUUACUAGCAGAAGAGCUUGGUAAUCCUCAGAAUGCAAACAUUUCUGGAACAAUCUAAGGUUUGAAUCCUGCUAAAGGGAAUUAACCUUUGACGUGAUAAAAAGUGAUCUAUUUUCCCUCCGAUCUAAACUUGGUCUGAGGUUCUAUGAUAGUACACAAGGGGUUAAAAUUCUGUUUCACUCAAAAAUGUUUCAGCUUUGUUAGUUGUUGCUGGGCCUACAUCCAGGGGAGGAGCGUUCUCUGCUUCUAUAAUCCAGUGGCAUCUGCACACUCAUUUUGUUGCUGGUUAGGAAAUUAUUGGCCCCUCCUGCUUCAGGUACUGCACUUUUAUUGUGGGUCCCCCUGAACUAAAGUUUUUUUCAAAAUCUAUGAUUUUAUCACACUUAAGACCCAAUUAUACAUAGACUACAGUAACAUGCUGCAGAAACUGGACUGACUAAUCUUAGAACUUCUAGGAGCCCCAAUACCACUAAUAACCAUGAUCACUAUGAACUUUGAUACCAAAUACAGGUAUUUAAUUUCCUUGUGCCUUACUUAGAUAAAAGGAGCAGCAGUCUGGGUACUCAGCUUACAACCUUAUUGGGGAAAGUGUAUCCUUGAGAAAAAAAUUGUGAUGAACUUUUACCCAUGUCUACACUUAAUGGAGUUGCAUUGGAAUAGGUCAGAAGUUUCUCACCUGAGUGGAGUCUACACUAAGUAUUAAGUUUGAUCAAAAAAAGUGGUAGCAUGCAAAUCCCCUAUCCUUAUUUUCAAACUGGAAUUGCAGAAAUUGAAUUACUAUAAUUUAGAUCCUAAAUUUUUUCCACAUCUGAGAAUCUAUUCCCGAGGCAAAAAUAUUAAUGUAGGACUUAGGAACAGUAGGCCAUUUGAGCCUGUACUGCCAUUUGAUAAGAUCAUGGCUGAUUUGAUUGUGGCCUCAACCCCACUUUAAUUUUUGCCCCCAUAACCUUCGACUCUCCUGUCAAAAAUAUCUCUAACUCAGCCUUGAAUAUAUUCAAUAACCUAGCCUCCACUGCUUUCUGGAUAGGAGAAUCCUGUAACCGAACAAGAAGCUAUCCUUGUGAGCUCCAAAUAAAUAAUAAUCCAUAAAUAAUUUUCAUAGGUGCUUACAGGGUUACAGACAAAAAGAGGGCUUGAGACCAAGCAUGACUGGCUUCAAAGAGCCAGGAAAGGUACAAUGGGCUGAAAUGCCUUCUUCUGUACCAUAAAUGACUAUGAUUCUAGGUAGAUGUCUAUACCAACAAUGGUAAACUCCAUAUAUUUCCUGAGAAACUACAUGCUAAGUUUUGCUAAAGGAGUGGCUGUUCUGAAAUGACUUAACGAUAUCUGAUUUCUUAAAUGCUAUCUAUCCACUGGUUUGAAUGGUUAACUCGCUUCUCUAAUAAACCACAAGUAUUAGUCAGAUACACGAGGAUAACCAAAGGCACAGCAAAAGACUCCUUUGGUAAUCGCCAUUUAUAAUGGACAGUUUGCUUUUUAGGUUACAGUACAUUUGUAGCUUCUAGCAAUAUCAAAAGGCCAAUGUUAACUUUGUUAAUUGUUCUAUUUCAUUGGAUAAGAUUAGAACAGUGCUGUUUGUAUUGGUAAUAUAUUUCCAGAUGUACACAAUGCGCAGUAAAGACAAUACACAGCA